UUCCUAUGAUGGAUUCAAAUAGAGUAGGAACCUAAGUUGAACCGAAAUGCUUUUGUCGGACGAUUAUGUAUGAACACUUCCUGUACUGUUGAAACUAGCAAACUCACCCUCCACUGCAGAAGAUUUGCAUUUCAAAAUGUUCCUGACAAGAUCAGAAUAUGACAGAGGAGUGAACACUUUCUCACCAGAGGGAAGACUUUUUCAAGUAGAAUAUGCUAUUGAAGCCAUCAAGUUGGGGUCCACAGCCAUUGGCAUUCAGACAUCGGAGGGAGUGUGUCUCGCUGUGGAGAAGAGAAUAACCUCUCCUCUGAUGGAGCCCAGCAGCAUUGAAAAGAUUGUAGAGAUUGACUCUCAUAUUGGCUGUGCCAUGAGUGGCUUAAUAGCUGAUGCAAAAACUCUUAUUGACAAAGCAAGAGUGGAAACACAGAACCAUUGGUUUACCUACAAUGAGACGAUGACGGUGGAGAGCGUAACGCAGGCUGUGUCUAACCUCGCUCUGCAGUUUGGAGAGGAGGACGCUGACCCUGGCGCUAUGAGCCGUCCUUUUGGUGUCGCUCUGCUUUUUGGAGGUGUGGAUGAGAAAGGACCUCAGCUAUACCACAUGGAUCCUUCGGGCACUUUUGUCCAGUGUGAUGCCAGGGCUAUCGGCUCAGCAUCUGAAGGAGCUCAGAGCUCUUUGCAGGAGGUUUACCACAAGUCCAUGACGUUAAAGGAAGCCAUCAAGUCUUCUCUCACUAUCCUGAAACAAGUGAUGGAGGAGAAACUCAAUGCCACUAACAUUGAGCUUGCCACAGUAGAACCCAACAAGACCUUUCACAUGUACUCAAAAGAAGAGCUUGAGGAUGUCAUCAAGGAUAUCUAGAGCUGAACAGAGCUCUGCAAAGCCUGACUGAUGUUUAAUA
Molecule: messenger RNA, 902 nt
Organism: Cyprinus carpio (common carp)
Lineage: Eukaryota; Metazoa; Chordata; Actinopteri; Cypriniformes; Cyprinidae
Product: proteasome 20S subunit alpha 5
Biological process (GO): proteasome-mediated ubiquitin-dependent protein catabolic process
Cellular component (GO): nucleus; proteasome core complex, alpha-subunit complex; proteasome core complex
Source: RefSeq, a predicted model, not a curated record